Acipenser ruthenus (sterlet) is the source of this 1941-nucleotide messenger RNA. RefSeq names its product cholinergic receptor, nicotinic, gamma (gene chrng). Gene Ontology annotation, biological process: monoatomic ion transmembrane transport; nervous system process; chemical synaptic transmission. Lineage: Eukaryota; Metazoa; Chordata; Actinopteri; Acipenseriformes; Acipenseridae. Gene Ontology annotation, cellular component: neuron projection; synapse; postsynaptic membrane. Bases 57 to 1622 code for a protein of 521 amino acids. The record is from RefSeq and is a predicted model, not a curated record. The transcript has 12 exons. Gene Ontology annotation, molecular function: transmembrane signaling receptor activity; acetylcholine-gated monoatomic cation-selective channel activity.
CAGACAGACAGACGGACAGCACAGCCCCGGACACUUCCACAGAAGAAGCUGCUGCCAUGGGGACUCCAGCACUGCCUCCCCUGGCCCUGGUCCUGAUACUCUGCUCGCACACAGUGGUGCUGAGUCGAAACCAGGAGGAGACCCUGCUGAAGGACCUGAUGAAGGGGUACAACAAGAACAUCCGACCUGCCGAGCGCAACGAGGACGUCAUCCAGGUCACCCUGAAAAUGACCCUGACCAACCUCAUCUCACUGAAAGAACGAGAAGAGACUCUCACGACCAACGUGUGGAUUGAAAUGCAAUGGUGUGACUACCGGCUGAAGUGGAACAGCUCUCAGCAUGAGGACAUCGAGCUGCUCCGCGUUCCUUCCAAGAGCAUCUGGCUGCCAGACAUCGUCCUGGAGAACAAUGUGGAUGGUAACUUUGAGAUUGCACUCUAUGCCAAUGCCCUGGUAUACUCCUCUGGCUGCAUCUACUGGCUGCCCCCUGCUAUCUACCGCAGUGCCUGCUCCAUCACCGUCGACUACUUCCCCUUUGACUGGCAGAACUGCUCCAUGGUCUUCCGCUCACGGACAUACAGUGCCAACGAGAUCCACCUGGUUCUCACAGAAGAGGAGAUAAAACCAGGGGAGACACAAACCAUUGAGUGGAUUGAUAUCGACCCUGCUGCCUUUACAGAGAAUGGAGAGUGGGCGAUCAAGCACCGUCCAGCGAAGAAAGUGAUCAGUGAGCGGUUCAGCAAGGAUGAGCUGGAGUACCAGGAGGUGGUGUUCUUCCUGAUCAUCCAGAGGAAGCCUCUCUUCUACAUCAUCAACAUGAUCGUGCCCUGUGUGCUCAUCUCCUCACUCGGACUGCUCGUCUACUACCUGCCUGCCAAGGCGGGCGGACAGAAGUGCACAGUAUCCAUCUCCAUCUUGCUGGCUCAGACUGUCUUCCUUUUCCUCAUUGCGCAGAAGGUUCCAGAAACUUCCCUGGCUGUGCCUCUCAUUGGGAAGUACCUGAUGUUCAUAAUGAGUGUGGCCACCAUCACCGUGAUGAACUGCGUCCUCGUGUUAAACAUCUCUCUGCGGACGCCCAACACACACGGCAUGCCCAGACAGGUCCGGCAGAUCUUCCUGAAUCUGCUGCCUCGUCUCCUGCGCAUGCAGAUGCGUCCGUCCGUGGAGGGGGAGUCCUGCGGGUCCGCCCCCCCGCGGAGGCGCAGCUCGCUGGGACUCAUCACCAAGGCGGACGAGUACGUCCUGAAGACCCCCCGCACGGAGCUCAUGUUCAAGAAUCAGAAAGAGAGGGAAGGGCUGAUGAAGGCUGUGCUGCAGAAGAUCACUCAAGAGUUGGAGGUGGGCACUGCGCUGGACCUGUGUACCAGCCUGGCGCACGCCGCGCCCGAGAUUCGCUCCUGUGUCAACUCCUGCGCUCACAUCGCGGCCGCAACUCGCCAGCAGAAUGAUUUUGACAGCGAGAACGAGGAGUGGUUUCUGGUGGGCCGGGUGAUUGACAGGGUGUGUUUCUUUGUGAUGUCACUGCUCUUCAUCCUGGGCACCAUUGGCAUCUUCCUCAUGGGGCACUUCAACCAGGCGCCCUCCAUGCCUUUCCCCGGGGACCCCAAGAAGUACCUACCCUAACUGCAGAGUCACUGGACUGGGGAAAGCGAGGCACUGGGAGUCCCUCACUGACAGACUGAACCGAGGAGCUGGGAACUCUUAUCUGCAAAGCUACAGAACUGCUGCCUGGGAAUGGGGAUGGGGAUGGGGGUGCCACUGAUCUGCAGAGCAACUGUAUGGAGACCUGAGUCCAGGAAAUCUGUUUUCCUCGGGGUAAAGAUAGCAGUGCUGCAGAUGAGACUUUUUGUUGUUGGUUUUAUUUCUUCUUGCAGUUGUCACCAUUGCUAUUGUUAUUUGUCUUAUUGGACGGUUUUGGUGCUAUGCUAUUAAAAGAUGAAGU